Messenger RNA from Stegostoma tigrinum, 3557 nucleotides. RefSeq lists its product as uncharacterized. The transcript is spliced from 16 exons. The coding region runs from base 85 to 1647 and encodes 520 amino acids. The record is from RefSeq and is a predicted model, not a curated record. Gene Ontology annotation, molecular function: RNA binding; metal ion binding; protein binding. NCBI's taxonomy places the organism in Eukaryota, Metazoa, Chordata, Chondrichthyes, Orectolobiformes, Stegostomatidae.
UUUUACAGCGGGGCAGGGACACCGACGGUGGUUUGUGUCGCCCCGAGAUAGCGAGCGCUGGGAGCAUGAGGAACCCGGGGCGAUAUGUUAUCAGUAAGGGACCUAUACAGGCUGCUGGGCAUCCCCAGAGAUAACUUUGAGAAGGUGGAGAAAAAUGCCAUGGAAUGUGGUGAAGGGACGAAUGGAGAAGGGAAUUCAAUUAGUCUCUCCUCCAUUCAGGACGAUGGAAUCGAGUUGGAUGCACACAUGGCAGACCAGGAAAGAGCGAAGAAGAAAGCAGAAAGGCGAAGAGCCAAAAAAAAGCGUCAGAAAGAGAGAAGAAAACGGGAGAAAGGAAGAAGCGAUGAAGAGAACAAACCGGAAGAAGAAGACAGUGAUAGUAAUGAGGAGAUUGAAACAACUGUUAAAAUACAGAACAUUCCAGAAGGAGGAAAGGAGACCUCCGAAUGUCUGAACGUCUUUGAUAAUUCUUGCAGUAUACCAGGCCCAGUGAUGAUAGACGAGGAACCUGAAUGGGAUGUCAGCAGUGCUUUCGUUGCCAAUGCUGCCAGUCACAUUAGACCUAAGAGCAAAGGCAAAUCUGACAAGAAAUCAAAGGAAAAUAAGGAGAAUGAGACGAAAAGCAAUGAGCUCAGUGAUUUGGAUCCAUUAAUAUUGAAAAGCAGGCAACUGGCUGAGCAAGGGAUUGACCUGGUCAAACAAGGCUACUAUGCUGAGGCUGUCGAGCUCUUUACUGAGGCUGUCGAAUUUAAUCCCAAGGAUCACAGGUAUUUUGGAAAUCGAUCCUAUUGCUAUGACAGACUUCAGAAAUAUAACCUUGCACUCGAAGAUGCUGAAACCUCCAUCAGACUCGCUGCUGACUGGCCGAAAGGUUACUUCAGAAAGGGAAGAGCACUCGUUGGAAUAAAGAGGUACUCUGAGGCAGAAUCUGCUUUUGAACUGGUCCUGCAGCUGGAUAAAGAUUGUGAUGAUGCUGUUAAUGAGUUGUUCAAAGUUCGUAUGUUUAGACUGAUGAGCAUGGGUUUCACUCAGCAACAAAGCUUAAUGGCACUCCAGCAACAUCGAACUGUUGAAGCUGCACUAGACUCUCAUUUAGUGUUGAAUUUUCAGCGGCCAAAUUCUGUGACUUUAGAGAUGCCUGAGGAAGAGGACCAUUUAUAUUUGAUUGACUUUCCUGUGAAUGGGGAUCAAACUGAGUUACCUUGCGCGUCAUUGUGGGUUGGAAAUGUCACUGUUCAUGUCAAGGAGAAGCAGCUUAAAGAUCUGUUUGGAAUUUAUGGGGAGAUCGAAAGUAUCCGGGUCCUACACGAACGGUUCUGUGCGUUUGUCAACUUUAAGUGCCACUUGGCAGCUGCUAAAGCUUUGGAGGCCUUGCAGGGCAAGGAGAUUGAGAACACAAAGCUGCUGAUUAGAUACCCUGACAGAUAUCUGAAUAAACGAAGCUCCCCAUUGCCGAAACCCUCUGUCCCCAGUGCGAGUGUCACCUCAACCCCUAAGUGGGACCACAGCAGGUCAAGACGUCGAGGCCAGGUUGAUGGCGAUGAAUGCUACUUUUGGUGUACCACUGGCUGCCAUUUUGGAGAUAAAUGUCGCUACAAACACAUCCCUGAGCACAGAGGAGUUGACAAGAAACCCUGGCAGCACUGAAGGAGGCCCAAAUCUGCCCAGAGACCCAAAAAAAAACCCCAAAGUAUUGCGGAUGCACUAACUUUAGCACCACCUACCAUAUUUCAGGCUGAUCUGGCACCAUCAGCAUAUUCAUUACAUCCAGGGCUCUCUCUUUGGGAGGUGGACUUUGGAUUUUGCACUCCCUUAACUCUGCAGUUUGGAGCCAUUUUUCGAAACCAUCACCAGCUUGAAGCGCGUUGCGACAAUUUGUGUGAUAUUUGAAAGCUUUGUUUUGCUUGGAAAGUUCAGGGACAACAGCAUGGAGCUGGAGGAACACAGCAGGCUAGGCAGCAUCAGAGGUACGGGAAACUCGACGUUUCGGCUCGGGCCCUUCUUCAGUUCAGGGAGCAACUGCAGGACUCUCCUCGUGUUUCCUGUUUUUGAAGAUGUGAAGUAAUUUGUUGAAGCUCCUGGUCCUCACGCCUUCCUUGGCUCCUGAGUUGGUAUCUAAAGCCUGCAGGAAGAGGCUAAUUAUCCUCAUCCCGAACCUUGUGCACAACUCACUGAGAGUGCAGCUGAUUUGCGAUCUAACUCCAUCUACCCACCUUCACCAAUUUCCCUCCAUACCUUGGAUUAACGAGAAAAGAUCUAAAUCCCAGAUCUAAAUUUUACUAGCACAGGUUACUGUUUCCAGAAAAGAAUUCCAGCUUUCUACCACUCUGAUAGACUUCCUGAAAGGUUUCAUUCUCAAUUUUAGUGAGUCCCCCUGGUUCUGGACUCUCCAAUCAGCAAAAAUAGUUUUUUUUUCUGUAACUACCCUCUUGUUUUCCCUGAACACGGUCUGAUCAAGCCACCCUCUUUAACCUUUUAAAUUCCAGGGAGCACAGUCCUUAGUUCUGUCAGGUCUUCUCUGAGAAUCACAUGUGGUGUACAGCUUGCCCCUGCUGCUGGUGAUGAGAGAGAACUUAUAAUUGUGCAAGUGUCUCUUAGAGAGAUCAUCCUCCCCCCACUUCUCAGCACCUCCCCGCUCAUCAAGGUGGUCCAUGAGGACCUCUCUUGUCUCACCAGCUGUUAAGCUGGCCAAUUAAUAGCCGAUCAGAGCUCAGCUCACCACCGGUUAAUUACCUACCUUCCCAUGAGGCGGCUGUAGUGACUGGAUGGCCCUAGGAAACCUGAUGUCCAUUUACCCAAAGCUGGGGCUAAUCCAAGGGCAGGAUGGAGACAGUGGGCUGGUCACCAGGUUCCCCGUCCUUGUCUCUAACUCCCCAGUUCUUUUCCUCCUGAUUGGGUCCCUUGAAGAUUAGCCUUCCAUGGUGGUCUCUCAAACUCAGAAACUGCUUCCAGUUGAGAAGCUCUUAGUUAACUGAUUGAAGUUUGAUCUAGAUAGUGGGGCUAUUUCCCACUGAUUGCACCUAUCACCCAUACUUGGGCAUUGGAGGAAUACAUGUUGCCUUAGGAUAAUCAUUCGAAUAAGUCUAUGCUGCACAAUACUAAGACCUGUGUAUCCUUCCUAACUGUGGUUCCUAGAACUGGACACAGUAUGGUGUGUGUGCCUCCUGCCUUUAAUCCUCUGGAUUGAGGAAAUUUGAGGCAAUGAACUGAAACAUCUUGGAAGAAUAUUUCCAGACCAGCACCAAUCCAAGAGCACAGUUAUAUAGAUAAUGUACAUGAAGUAAAGUCGAAUCUCUUUUGUUGAUGUGAAGAAGUUUCUCAAGAUGAUUCGACACAUUUUUUAAAAAAUUUUCUUUUGGUUUUUUUUAUUUAUUCAUUUUGUGAAGUGGGUAUCUCCAGCUAGAUCAGCAUUUACUGUCCAUCCAUAAUUGCCCAGAGAGCAGUUAAGAGUCAGCCACAUUGCUGUGGAUCUGGAAUCACUUAUGGGCCCCUAUCAGGUAAAAACAACAGAUAUAGUAGGAACUGCAGAUGCUGGAGAAUCUGAGAUAACAAGGUGU